Molecule: messenger RNA, 1178 nt
Organism: Kickxella alabastrina
Lineage: Eukaryota; Fungi; Kickxellomycota; Kickxellomycetes; Kickxellales; Kickxellaceae
Product: regulator of Vps4 activity in the MVB pathway-domain-containing protein
Exons: 1
Coding region: 56-988 (310 amino acids)
Biological process (GO): protein transport
Source: RefSeq, a predicted model, not a curated record
CUUUCAAUUUUUUCAAUUACAUUUUUAUACGUUAUAAUCUGCCAAAAAUUGACAAAUGCGGUUUUCGCUGAGCAAAUUCAAGGUUGAGCUCAAGCUAUCAGUCAACCGCCUGCGGCUGCUACAAGCCAAAAAGAGCUCGCUCAAUGCCAAGGCGCGGCGCGAAAUAGCAACCCUCCUCGAGAGCGGCAAGGAGCGCAGCGCAUACAUUAGAGUGGAGAACAUUAUAAGAGAGGACUUUAACGUCGAAGCAUUGGAAAUCGUCGAACUAUACUGCGAGCUGUUGACCGCGCGCGUGGGCCUUAUCGAGCAGUCGCGGACGGUAGACCCGGGGAUCAGCGAGGCCGUGUGGUCCAUAGUCUAUGCGUCGACGCGGGCAGAUGUCAGGGAACUGGUCAUUCUCAGAGAGAUGCUGACCUCAAAGUUUGGGGCAGAGGCUGUCAAGAGCGCAAUCGACAAUGCCGAGGGCCAGGUUGACCCGAAGCUGGUGCGCAAGCUGAGCCCUCAGGCGCCACCGACCGAGCUGGUCAAGAUGUACUUGAAGGAGAUUGCCAGCAUCUAUCGUGUCAACUGGCGCCCCGAGGGUGAAAAUGAUGACAGCAACGAUACACCAAGCGGGGGUGUAAAAGAGCCCGCUCGACUUGCCACACCCCCAGCAGCAUUCGAGUGUGCUGAGUUGGAUGAUCUGCUAAACGAGGGCGCAGAUGCUGCCAAGACCGGCGACUCUCAGAAUUCUACUGGCAAUGAUACUGACAAGGACAAAGAGGUUUCUGACUUGCUCCCGUCCAUCCCAUCAACAUCGGAAAAUCCCAGGGGAAGUGACAGUGCUGGACCAAAGCCGCCCGUUACCAAGCCAUUGGCACCAAAGCCCGCGGCCAAACUGCCCGUACCCGUUGUCAGCAGGGCCAAGCCCAGCGCGCCUGCACCGAAGGACGGCUUGCCCUCGCUUGAUGAGCUGCAGAGGCGGUUUGACGCACUCAAGCGGGGCUGAAGCAAGCAUGUUUGCUGGAUUUUUUGACUCAGCAGCGCUGAUACCAUACGUGUAUUGUCCAGUACACUUGCCCGGUAAACGCUUAUGCCUGCGACCCAAAGUCAGGGGCUCUUAUUUUUUAUUUUAGACCACUUAAUUCCUUGUAAACAUUAUUUUUUCAAACAAUAAAAAUAUACUGCCUGUACGCGCA